CUGAGGGCACCUACUGAAGUUCUUUUCAGAAAACAUUGCUUGACUGAAUUUCUGUUAGAGGAACUUGGUUGUUUUCUGCCUUUCCAAGAUGAUUGAAACACCUUUAAAACAUCCGGGAAUUCAGCUGUCUUCAGAGACAUCUCGGAGGAAGAACAUGCUGCUGGAUGCCGUCUUUUUUGACAGCAUUCCUUCAGGCACACUGACCCCUGUUAAAGAUUUGGUGAAAUAUCAGAACUCUUCAUUGAACUUGAGCAACCACCGAAAGAAUCCUUUCCCACAAAAGGGAACUUGUAAGAGUAACAAUGUAUUUCAGUCUACCAUGCUAGCAGAGCCUGCCAGCUCCAACAGUUCUUUUGAUAUCAGUGCUAUCAAGCCCAACAAGAAUGGAUUUAAAAGUAAAACAGACUUUGAAUCACCAGGAAAAAUAUUUCAGAGAAUGAAAGAAAGAGUUCUGCAAAACAAGCUAGAACAGACAACAAGAGACAAUAGCUUCCUGGAACAACUGAAAAGUGACAGUACUAAAACCUUCACUCUUGACAGACAGGAAAAAAGGCUCUUUCAGCGUACCUACCUCUGUGAAGAAAAGGAAAACAACAGAUUGCAUAGCAUUUCUCUGAGAGAAUUUCCAAUUCUGAAGCAAAAACAAGAAAAUAUUUCAGCUGCAGGAGUCUCUAACAAGACAUUAUCCAAAGCUCAGUUGACUAAAAAAAUUCUUCACCCAAAGGAGAAUAUGAUUGCAACCACUAAAUCCAAAAAGGACACAUUUAUUUUAGAAAACACUGAGUCAUCCUGUGAAAAAUUGCAAAAUACGAAUGUUGAGAGUCUUAGUACAAACUGUGUUCCUAUUAAAGGUUUCAAUCCGUUAAUGGUUACUGAUAGUGAGGUAACAACGGAAGACACUUUGAAACAGGAAAUUAAGGAGGGAAAUGAAAAAGCAGCACCCAGAGGGAUUGAUCUUUUAGAUUCCAUGGAAGAUACGUGUAAAAUUGUGCUUGCAAGUCCAAGAUUUAGUGUAGCUAUACCUCGAAGGUCAAAAAGAAUUGUUUCCAAACUGUCUCCUCCAAAUAUAUUUCAAACAGCUACAAAUGAAGUUAAAAAAACUCAGAUAAUCCAGCUGCAAGAAUGGAUGAUUAAAGGUGUCAAUGAUAAUACUGCUAUAUGUGUAGAAGGAAAACUGAUAAACAUGCCUAAUAUAUAUUGGCACAGUAAUGUAAUUAAAGAGCGGAUUAAACAUAAUGAAGUUAGAACUAUAUCAGGCAACAUUUAUAUUUUAAAAGGAAUAAUAGACCGGAUUUCCAUGAAAGAAGCAGGAUAUCCAAAUUAUCUCAUAAGGAAGUUCAUGUUUGGAUUUCCACAAAAUUGGAAAGAAUACAUUGACAAUUUUCUGAAGCAGAUAAGGACUAGUGAAAGGAACAGGAGAAAGACCAAACAAAACCAGAAAAGUGAAAGAUUUGUUUCUGACCUAAGAAAAUCAGUGAAAAAUGAUGGAGGAGAAGGCCGAACAACCGUCCUCCGGAAGGCCAGCAGCACGUAUGACCUGGACAGUGAUAACUCAGAACUAAAGAAUAACAAGCACAGUGGUUUACCAGGAACUGCAGAAUUAAACAUUUGCCAUGGUGAUCGCCAAAAGAAACCACUUGUAAGACGCCAAGAUGACCAAAAAAGUAAUACCAUUCAAAAUGGAGGAGGGUAUGACUUGCCUAAUCAGGAAUUAGGUGGAAGAAAUAAAAAGUUGCCUUCAAAGAAACUAAACAAUUUUGAAACGAUAAUUGAAAGUCAGAACCAAGAGAGAACUGAAGAAUUGAAUGUACCCAUUGAUAUUCUAACUUCAAGAGAACACUUUUUCUCAGAUGAAGAAAGAAAACACAUGACUGUUAAUCCAAAAAAAGCUUGUAUUUUGGUAACGCCGCUUAAAUCUAUGAAAGCUAUAGAGCAAAGGUGCAAGAAGUAUAAUCUGUCCUCUGCCACCAUCACGGCAGUAGCAGAGUGUCAAAGGGAAAGAGAACCAGACUUGAAUGAAACUGUAAGUCUUGUUAGUAAAUCCACAGAGACUCUAGAAAAUGCCUCUGAAGAUAGUGUGGGCCAUAAAAGUAAAAACAAAGAUGAUUGGAAUGAGUGUGAUUUUCUCACUCUCAACCCACAAAUAAAAAUACGUAGCCCUAAAAACAAGCAAAUGGGCACCUUGGACUUGAAAAAUACUAGGUUGUUAUCAAAACUAGAGAAAAUUGAAAACCAAGUAUCUGUCCCAUCUGACCAGUCCUUUUCAGAUUUGACAAGUGAGGAGAAUGAAGUAGAAAGCAAACUUAGAAGAAAAGUUAGGGUUGAUAAACCCAGAACAAGAAAAACCAAGGAAGCUAUGGUACAACUGAGAAAAACCACAGGCAACACCACGAGGGUUACAAAAUCAGAAACAGAUGAAAGUGACACUGAAUAUUUUAUUAAACAAAAGAAAGCUAAAUCUUCUGCAGAGACUGUUCAGAAAUCCAGUGUUAGGAAUGUGCUUCCAGUUGUUGAAGGAUCUGAUAAGACUAAAAGGUAUCCCUUGGAAUGUUUGCCUGGUUUAAAUCAAGAUGAAGAAUGGAGUGAGAAAGAACUGCGUAAACUUCAUUGUGCCGUUGCAUCUCUUCCAAAGCACAAGCCUGGUUUCUGGUCACAUGUAGCUGUCACAGUAGGUUCUCGGUCUGCUGAUGAAUGUCAGAGGAAAUAUGUGGAAGACCCUCGAGAAAAUGGAUCCCAGAAGCAAGUCACUAAGACAAAGGCAGCCAAUCCAAAAGGCCAAAACGGUAAGCGAGGUGAUGGUGACAAGAAGCCGACUGUCAAGAUAACUGCCAAAGUAGGAACUCUUAAAAGGAAGCAACAAAUGAGGGAAUUUCUGGAACAGUUACCAAAAGAUGACCAUGACGAUUUUUUCAGCACAACACCUUUGCAGAAUCGGAGAGUGCUGUUGCCAAGUUUCCAGUACAGUCAAGAUGAUGAUGAUACGUUGCCAAAUAUGGACAGAAAUCCAACAACUCCAUCUUCAGUUAUCUUUCCAUUGGCAAAAACUCCUCAAUGUCAGCAUGUCAGUCCUGGCAUGUUAGCCUCUAUAAAUAGGAAUGAUUGUGAUAAAUAUGUUUCUCGUAUACAAAAAACCCAUAAAAGUAAUGGUGGUGUUGUAUGGGCCAAUAUCAAGAAAGGAACAGUUGAAACUCAUGUCUCACCUCAGGCAACAUCAAGAAGAAAAACCCUGUUUAGCAAAGAUUUAGGAGAAAACUCUGGUGUUGGAAAGCUGUUCACUAAUGCUGUGGAAUCAGAUGAGGAAGAGAAAGAUUAUUAUUUUUCAAACUCUGAUUCUGCGUAGCAAAAAUAAGAAAAUAUGACUUCUAAUAAAGCAGUUUGUAUAUUGGUA
Molecule: messenger RNA, 3388 nt
Organism: Ochotona princeps (American pika)
Lineage: Eukaryota; Metazoa; Chordata; Mammalia; Lagomorpha; Ochotonidae
Gene: MIS18BP1
Product: MIS18 binding protein 1
Exons: 15
Coding region: 89-3340 (1083 amino acids)
Source: RefSeq, a predicted model, not a curated record